AUAUUUCUUGGAAAAACAAAAAAGAAUUUCAGUAACAGUUGCAGGCCAGUUCAGUGUACGGCGACAGGCAAGGUUCUCAGGGAUUAUUUGAAACUCAGUUUUAACACUUUUUUUCUUAUAAAGUUUUAUUUUGGAACUGAAGCUAUAGAAGAGAUAGUGCAAAUAUUUUAUAUAAAAUAUACAAUGGUGAGUAUUCCAAGACUUAGGCAAUCGUUUUGUGGAUGUACUCUAGAAACGAGUUCCUUGAUAAUAGCAUGGUUGGGUGUGCUUGGAGCUGCCUUCCAAUUACUUCUUGGAGCUUGUUUGUUCGGAGUGUUUUAUGAUUAUAUGCGUGAUGAAAUGAUGAAAAAGCAUAUGUCAGAGCAACAAUUAGAAGCUGCCCUGCUGUCAGUAAGAGUGAGUGCUGCCAUAAUGUUCGUUAUUUAUUCUGCUUCAUUAGCUAUCGACACAAUGCUUUUGGUUGGAAUUUACAAGAAAAAUCACUGUCUUAUGACACCUUGGAUCAUUUUGUGUGGUGCUGGAUGUGCAUUGGGUAUGCUAGCAGUUGUUAUAACCUUUUUUGCAUCAUUCGGAAAUCCUGCAUUAUUAGUUGCUGUGAUUUUACAAGGAGCAGCUCUUGCUUUCGGAGUUUAUUGCUUCCUUCUUGUUUAUUCAUAUUACGCACAGAUAAAGGAAGAGAGACUUAUGAAUGAUGCUCGUUUUAAGCCACUUGGUGAAUAAUCAAAGAAGUUUAACUAUUUUCAUCUUUGAAAUAUACAUAUAUUUUUUCUAUUUAUAAGUGUAAUUUUAUUUUAAGAAAAAUAAUUUGUAUUGUAUUGAUUGGAAUUAUAUAUUAUUAAUCGUAAUAGCUUAGAUCUGUGUGCUAACAUUUUAAAGCUAGCUUUAAAUUGCUUGAUUGAAAUUAUGCAAGCCACUUGAUAUGUUUUUUCAAAAUAAAUUUUAUAAAUUUGCUAUGUUAUAUACUUUGAAAUAUAUUUUCAUGUGAACUAUUUAUUAUUAUUUCUUCCUUUAACAGAUCUUUGUGAUUCUAUUCAAAGAUCUUUUAUUUGGUGAUUUAUUUAGGCUUUCAUUAUACCUUGAUUAUAAUGGUAUUAAAAUAUUUAGGAACAAUGGCGAAUAUUGUGUUUUUCUAUAGCCGAGGGCCAAAUUACAAUUCGUUCACAUUCUCAUAUAACACAUGGCUGUCUUAUGACUUUUUGAAACUUCAA
This is a messenger RNA of Nezara viridula (southern green stink bug), 1208 nucleotides long. The record is from the annotation of a GenBank genome assembly. Lineage: Eukaryota; Metazoa; Arthropoda; Insecta; Hemiptera; Pentatomidae.